AUGUCUCUCCUAUUGCAUAUCCUAAGAGAGAUGCUGGAAUAUUUUGGUGUUCCCAGAGAACAGGUUUUGCAGAUUUGGGACAAUAAAGACUAUGGAUCAACUCGGAGUAUUGUUCGUAUUAUUGGGACAAUCCUUCCUUUAGGACCUUGUCCCAGGCCUAAUUUUGAGUUGGUCCCAGUCUUGAACUCUGUAGGCACGCUUAACUGUGGAUCUGUAGUCCCCUCUUUGGCUGAUAUUCUGUGUGUGGCAAAUGAAGAAGAAGCCAGUUGUCUCAGAUUUCGAAGUAGUAUACGGAAAAAUGAAGGAGAGGAGAAAAUGGAAUUUUCCCGUCCUUCACAAUUAGUUUGGGAUCCACAGUUACCUACUCUAAGACAUGAAAAUCUAGUGAAGAAUAAUCACCCUCCAAAUGAUGCUGCAUUUAAAAAAAUAGCUGCCCUUGAAGAUGAGUUAACUUUUCUUCGCUCUCAAAUUGCUGCAAUUGUGGCAAUGCAGGAACUGAAAAAAGGUACAAAUUAUAACUACUUUGAUUUGAAUGAUGGGCCGAGCUGUUUGGGACGAACGCCAUCAUCGGAGACUGCUCAGCUGAGGGUUGACCCAGAUCUGUUUUCAAGUCCACCGUUUCCCUCUCCUCCUCCUCCACCACCACUGCCCCCUCAGCUAUCUUCUCUACAGCCUCCCAGUUCUCUCUGCCCAGAAUCUGAUAACAUGUGUAAUACAGAUAAUUCAGGAACUGAAAUGAAAAAACAACACCCAGGUGCCAGGAAGACCGAUUGUAGUCGUCAUUCAAGACACCAGAAAAGUAAAGAUGCGCCAAACAUGUUGGACGUUCUGAAGGAUCUGAAUAAGGUUAAGCUUCGUGCAAUUGAGCGGUCACCUGGAGGUAGACCCAUUCAUAAGAGGAAAAGACAAAAUUCACACUGGGAUCCAGUGUCUUUGAUAUCCCAUGCACUUAAACAGAAGUUUGCAUUCCAGCAAGAUGAUUCCUUUGAGGCAGGAAACAGAUCAUGGGAGUCCUCCCCAUUUUCUAGUCCAGAAACUUCAAGGUUUGGCCAUCACGUUUCACAGUCAGGACAGUGA
This is a messenger RNA of Condylura cristata (star-nosed mole), 1077 nucleotides long. It is a transcript of the gene MTFR2, whose product is annotated as mitochondrial fission regulator 2. Gene Ontology annotation, biological process: mitochondrial fission; aerobic respiration. The transcript is spliced from 7 exons. Gene Ontology annotation, cellular component: mitochondrion. The coding region runs from base 1 to 1077 and encodes 358 amino acids. NCBI's taxonomy places the organism in Eukaryota, Metazoa, Chordata, Mammalia, Eulipotyphla, Talpidae. The record is from RefSeq and is a predicted model, not a curated record.